AUGAUAAAGAAACCGAAUACAAAUGAAUUAAAUGCCCUUUGGCAUAAUUACGAAAUUAUCUGCUCUAUUUUUUAUAGAAACAAAAACCAACAUCAUGGACAAGUUUGGUGGAAAUAUGUUUCCAUGUUGCGGCAAAAACUUCGAGUAUAUUUCUUAUUACCUUUACGUCUUCGUGAACAACAACAAAAGAAGAUACUUACCUUUAUCCCUAAUGCAUAUUUAUAUUUUUCAAGUAUUAUAGCUCAGGGUCAAUUUCCUAAAUUAGGCAUAGUACUGUUUACAAUUAUAGCAAGUAUUAGAAAUAUAUUUUGGAAGGAUGAAACGUUUCAAGAAAAUACUCAAGAGAUAGAUUCCGAAGACAUAGGUGAAGUAAUUGACAUAUGUUUUUGA
Pneumocystis murina B123 is the source of this 390-nucleotide messenger RNA. RefSeq lists its product as hypothetical. The record is from RefSeq and is a predicted model, not a curated record. Gene Ontology annotation, cellular component: ribonuclease MRP complex. Gene Ontology annotation, molecular function: rRNA primary transcript binding. Gene Ontology annotation, biological process: nuclear-transcribed mRNA catabolic process, RNase MRP-dependent; maturation of 5.8S rRNA from tricistronic rRNA transcript (SSU-rRNA, 5.8S rRNA, LSU-rRNA). The transcript is spliced from 2 exons. Lineage: Eukaryota; Fungi; Ascomycota; Pneumocystomycetes; Pneumocystales; Pneumocystaceae. The coding region runs from base 1 to 390 and encodes 129 amino acids.